AUGGCAACUCCUGUAAUUGUCGGUGUUGGAGCUAUCACGGCUGCUCUCGUUGGUCGACAUCUUGUGCGCAAUGGUAUUAUUGGAAAGCGGGCAGCAGACCAGUGGGUAAAGGGUGGUUUUAAAGCGAAAAUGGAUCGCAAGGAGGCUAUUGCAAUUCUUGGGUUAAAAGACGGCGUAACACUACGCAACAAGUUGAAAGACGCCCACCGUCACAUCAUGCUCGCGAACCAUCCUGACCGUGGGGGUUCGCCCUACAUAGCGAGUAAAAUCAACGAAGCUAAAGACCUGUUAGACAAGACAGAUGGAAAGUCGAGAUAA
Molecule: messenger RNA, 318 nt
Organism: Suillus bovinus
Lineage: Eukaryota; Fungi; Basidiomycota; Agaricomycetes; Boletales; Suillaceae
Exons: 2
Coding region: 1-318 (105 amino acids)
Biological process (GO): protein import into mitochondrial matrix
Cellular component (GO): PAM complex, Tim23 associated import motor
Molecular function (GO): ATPase activator activity
Source: RefSeq, a predicted model, not a curated record